Molecule: messenger RNA, 1034 nt
Organism: Ruditapes philippinarum (Manila clam)
Lineage: Eukaryota; Metazoa; Mollusca; Bivalvia; Venerida; Veneridae
Exons: 3
Coding region: 32-1015 (327 amino acids)
Source: RefSeq, a predicted model, not a curated record
UUGUGUUCCACAAACACUUAUUCUGUAAGCGAUGAUGUGUUUUAUCUUUUACAAUACCAAUUACCCUGACAGCGUGUCAUCUUUCAUUGGCCUUUGCCAGUGCCAAAUUACAACGACCGGACAAAGCAUUCAGUUCUACUCAAUUGACAUUCGUCUAGAGAAGUACGGCAAUGAAUGUAAACAAACACUCAACAUUACUGAUUCUAAUGGUUUUACAUUGUUGGACUGUGCGUCAGCUACAAUCUUCAAUGUUACCAAGGCUGCAAAGACCCGCGCUGUUACAUUGACGUUCAAAAACGAUUUGCCGGAAGAUGGUGGAAACAUAUGGAUUGGGUUUUCCAGUGAGGAGAAAGAGACUUUAAGAAUAGAAUGUGGAUAUCAAAUGAAACAAGUAACGACUGAAUCUUCAACACAUAAUGAAGUUUCAAGUGCUGAUCCAGACGGUACAAUCACAGCAAUACAAAGUCAAACUUCAACAACGACUUCAAUAACUUUAACCCCCACUGGUACUUACAUUCAUCAGUAUUCUGAAAGUGACAGCGGUCACUUUGACACAUUAUCUGAAAGAACAGAUACCUUUGAUGUUACUUCUACUAUAAUCGAAGCAACAAAAAUGUACACUUCGAAAGAAGAAUCAGUGGCAACGUCUUACUUACAAUCAUCACUUUCAAAGAUCACCACAACAGCUUUUGUGUCAUCAACAUUUACUGCUUCCAGGACGUCUCAAUAUUCUACAACUUUUGUCAACGUAUCCAAUACAUCUCGGUCUCCUUUGUUAACUCAAGACAUGUCUUCAGGCUCAUCAAACUCCCAAUCGAGGACAAGUACCUCUAUAGAGCUUAUUUCACCUACAACGUCUUCCAGAAAUUACCAAACUUCAUCAAAUGCAGGCACCUUAUCUGACCAGCAAACGAUUAUUAUCAAAGAUUCUUCUGGAUUAACUGUCGUGUAUGUAUUCUUGGGAUUGAUUCUCACUUGUCCUGACAGGUGCAGUUAUCUAUCUCUUGGUGCGUAAGAGAUGUACCGAUCAAGCG